CUGCUAUAUCUCUGGAGCUACAGCCGCCCCCGAAGCAUAAGGAGUGCAAGGCAAGAGUAGAAACUGAAGUAAUCAUUUGCACUUUAUCACUGGAGUCACUGACCUUUGCUUUCUAGAUAAGGCUCAUAUAAAUGACAGGGGAAAAUACUCUAGGCAUCUGUCUCUCAGUUGCUGCAUGUCAUGCAGCAGUUUUUCAUGACUAUUUGUGAAUGUACAACACAAGCGCCUGGCAGAAGAAGAUGGAAGAAAGAGAGGGCAGUCAGAUAGAAGAAAGGAUUGGCAGAGACACAGAAGAAAAGCAAAACAGGAUGAGGCCGCAGUCAAAUCGUCAAGGUUUGGACUCGGGACAAAAGAGACAGCAAGACCUUUAUCUGGGCUGUCUAACCAAACAACGCCUGAUAACGAUAUCUGUGGCCACCGGGCUUGUCAUCCUGCUGGUUGUCAUUACUGUCACAGCUGUGGUGCUCACCAAAAGUUCCCCGGCUCCUCUUCCCUCAUUUUCUACUGGUGGAGACAUGCUGGACUUCCUCGUCCAGUCGGGUGUUAUUAGCAAGCCUGACGGCCUGUUGGCUACCUGGUUUCACAGAGUCAACAGCAAAGAGGACAUCAACAAAGCUCUCGCCAGUGAAAUCAUGAUCUUGGAGGCUGAUGUCACUCUGGAGGGUUAUGGAACAGCCAAUGAGAAGCCAGUUCCUAUCAUGGCCCACCCCCCUGACGUCUAUAGUGAUAACACUCUAGAGGAGUGGUUGGAUGCAGUGCUGGCCUCAAGAAAAGGCAUAAAAUUGGAUUUUAAGUCUCUGAAAUCGGUGGGUUUGUCAUUAGACGUGCUUAUUCAAAAAAACAGCAGCAGAGGAAUAAACCGGCCCGUGUGGCUUAAUGCAGACAUCCUCCAAGGUCCCAACAUACCAGGCUUCCUGCCUGUAGUUAAUGGAACCAGAUUUCUGCAGUUGAUCCAGGAGAAGUUUUCAGAUGUGACUUUGUCUACUGGGUGGAAGGUGGCCUAUGCUCCUCCACUUUUCACUGCGACAUACACCAGGUCAAUGGUGGCAGACAUGUAUGACAUGAUCAAAGACGUCCCACAAAAGGUGACAUUCCCAGUCCAUGCCCUGUUGGUCCGCAGUGGCUGGCAGCACAUCAGCUGGCUCCUCAGCCAGUCCCCACGGUUCAGUCUGACUUUGUGGCAGGGUUCGGUUCACCCAAACAUCAGUGACCUGCUGUUCGUCCGUGACAACACUCACCCUGCCAGAGUCUACUAUGAUAUAUAUGAACCAACUCUUUCUGCAUUUAAACAGGCUGCAAGACAGCAGUUCCAUCUGCGACAGUUCUAUCCCGGAGGAGACCUGAUGGACUUCCUCACUACUCCCAGCUCACACACCAGUUACCAAUCCACACAACACAGCAGCCUGGCUGUCCGCUGGUUCACGGUCACUGAUCAGGCCUCCCUGUUGGCUCAGUUUUCAGAUGGAGCUGGUGGUAUGUUGGUAGUUCAGGUGGCCUCUGACAGCAACCAGCCCGGCGCCCCACUGGUAGAAGGUUCUGGAACCAGCUCAGAGCCCCUCACACUGCAGGAUGUCCUGCAGCUGCUUGGGCAGAAUGCUGAAGCAGCCUGGGGUGUUUACCUGCGAGUCCACACUCUGCAGCUUCUGGAAGCUUCUCUUAGACUGCUGCACUCAGCUUACAGCAGAGAGAUGCUCUACCGGCCUGUCUGGAUCAGCAUGGAGGGUUUACAGAACAGUCACAACAUGAAGGAAUUUGUAUCCACAGUAGAGAGGCUGUUCCCCUAUGUCACCCUUGUCCUGACUGAGCAGAACUGGCUGCUUCAGAUCCCAGCAAUAGUGACGGGCUUGUCUCAGAGGGUGGCUCUACAUCUGAACACAAUGUCACUGCCCAAAGGACAGGAGGAGCUUCACUCUCUAAUGAGAAUGACAGACAAAUAUGACCUUAUAGUGGAGGAGGACACCAAGAACACUGCAGCAGUUUCUGCAGUCUUGAAAGAAGAGAUGAUUCAGCGUGCAGGAAGAGUCAACACACACCUAUAUGUGAUAUCUCACCAGUCCUGUGACUGGGCACAAACUACAGUACUCAAAAAGGCUAUUUGUUUUAUACAGGUUCCUCUUUAAUGAAUGUGGUUAGACAAUUAUCUACAUCAGUGCCACCUGCACUGCAGCGUCAUUGCACACAGUUAAUUUUUACA
Molecule: messenger RNA, 2194 nt
Organism: Monopterus albus (swamp eel)
Lineage: Eukaryota; Metazoa; Chordata; Actinopteri; Synbranchiformes; Synbranchidae
Gene: fam151a
Product: family with sequence similarity 151 member A
Exons: 13
Coding region: 210-2120 (636 amino acids)
Source: RefSeq, a predicted model, not a curated record